GAAAGAAUAAGGCGAAAUAAUAACCUAGUAUAAGCAUGACAAGAAUUCAUGAGAAGUAACAGCAGAAGUUAACAUCGCCUGGUUAACUAGUUCACUAGUUACUACCCGGUCCUAAGCCCGGGUAAAGAGGGAAGGUUGGGCAUAGGGCUAGCAACCCUACCCCGUAAACCAAAUCUAACCGCUAAAGAAACUUCAAAGCACAAACAAAAUAUAAAAACUGAAAACAAACUUAUUCCUCUCUGGAAUCGGAGAGGCGAAAUGACGCCAGUUGGUGAAAGCCUUCGGGAAGCCAAUCGGCCGAUGUGUCUUCUUUCGAUGAAAGCGAAAGUAAACGUGGGGACAUAGAAUGUCCGCACGAUGUUUGAACCCAGUAAGGCAGCCCAGAUUGCAAAGGAGAUGAGAAGGUAUCACAUCGAAGUGCUUGGGAUUUGCGAAAGCAGAUGGAAUGGGAGUGGACUCUCCAAACUGUCAACUGGAGAAUCAAUAACCUACUCCGAUAUUGUCAACCAGACGAUAACCACGGGCAUACUGAGUUAUGGAGUGGCUAUCAUGAUGUCCCCAAGAGCAUCGAAGGAUCUCAUGCAGUGGGAACCAAUCUCCUCCUGCAUCAGGAUCAUGACAGCAAGAUUCAACUCAAAAGGAAGGAAGGUCACAAUCACACAAUGCUAUGCACCUACAAAUAAUGCAGAGCAAGAGAAAAAGGAGGAAUUCUACAGACAACUUCAAUCAACACUGGACAAGACGUCAGUUGGCAAUAUCAAAAUUCUAAUGGGCGACAUGAAUGCCAAACUCGGAGCGGACAACACAGGAAAAAAACUAACCAUGGGUCGAGAGGCGCUAGGUGAAAUGAACGAGAAUGGAGAAUUGUUUGCAGAAUUCUGUGCAUUCAACGAUUUGGUGAUUGGAGGCACUGUGUUCAAGCACAAGGGUAUCCACAAAGCGACAUGGAUUUCACCAGAUGGACACACUAAAAAUCAAAUCGACUUUAUCUCAAUCUCGAGAAAAUGGAGACGCAGUCUACUUGACACAAGGUCAAGAAGAGGAACAGAUGUAGGCUCAGACCACUCACUGUCUAGUGCAAGGAACCUUCCAAAUCAAGUUAAAAGCCUCCAAAGAAGUUGGCGAUAGACCACAGUUGAAGUACAACACUCGGAAACUGAAGGAUGAAACUACAAAAGACAUCUUCACGUCAGCCAUCAAGACAAAAUGGGAGAUAUCAAGGAACAUCCCUGAAGAAACCUGUUUGGAAGAACACUAGAAGUCUUUGAAAGAGAUGUGGAAAGAAACCUGCACAACCGUAUUAGGAAGGAAGAAGAA
Messenger RNA from Heterobilharzia americana, 1317 nucleotides. The record is from the annotation of a GenBank genome assembly. Lineage: Eukaryota; Metazoa; Platyhelminthes; Trematoda; Strigeidida; Schistosomatidae.